Telopea speciosissima is the source of this 1282-nucleotide messenger RNA. Its product is annotated as NAC domain-containing protein 6-like. The transcript is spliced from 5 exons. Lineage: Eukaryota; Viridiplantae; Streptophyta; Magnoliopsida; Proteales; Proteaceae. The record is from RefSeq and is a predicted model, not a curated record. Gene Ontology annotation, biological process: regulation of DNA-templated transcription. The coding region runs from base 54 to 977 and encodes 307 amino acids. Gene Ontology annotation, molecular function: DNA binding.
CCAACCAAAGCUGAAAGAACAGUCACCACUCACCAGUAAUUAGUAUCUUCAUAAUGGAUCAUAGUAACACAACAACAACACCAACACCAACAACCCCGUCGCCGGAGAUGGAACUACCGGGAUUCCGGUUCCACCCCACGGAAGAAGAGCUCCUAGACUUCUAUCUCAAGAACGUAGUUUUCGGGAAGAAAUUACCUUUCGAUAUUAUCGGCUUCCUCAACAUCUAUCAUCACGACCCAUGGGACUUGCCUGGGCUGGCGAAGAUUGGGGAGAGAGAGUGGUACUUCUUCGUGCCGAGAGACAGAAAGCACGGCAACGGUGGACGGCCAAACCGCACCACAGAGAAUGGGUUUUGGAAGGCAACUGGUUCUGAUCGUCACAUCCGUAGCUUAUUCAACCCAAAAAGGCUCAUCGGUCUCCGGAAGACCCUUGUCUUCUACAAAGGCAGAGCUCCUCGUGGUUUCAAGACCGAUUGGGUCAUGAACGAGUAUCGCAUGCCCGAUUCCUCCUCCUCCUCCUCCUUACUCAAGGAAGACAUAGUACUGUGCAAGAUCUAUAGGAAGGCAACUUCCUUGAAAGUCCUGGAGCAGAGGGCAGCCAUGGAAGAAGAUACUAUGACGCAACAACAACCCUGUGAGGCAUCUUCAUGGACGACAAUGGAUGCCGAGGUCUCAAUGUUGGAGCAACAGGAAAGCUUCACCACGCAAAUCUCUGCACAGGGCAUUCAAUUGAAGACAGAAGAAGAGGAGGUAGAGGAAGAAGUGCUGCAUAAUGAUGUUGAUCAUGAAAAGAAGAAUAACAAAGAAGAAGAAGGAGAAGCGAAUGAAAAGCAAGACGGGUACAUCGGAAUCAAACUAGCCAAGGAAUUGCCGGAACUCCAAUUGCCCAAACCCAGUUUCGAUUGGACACAGGACCCAUUCUGGACCCAACUUCGCAGCCCAUGGCUAGAUAACUGGGUCCUUACUCCUAUGUACUGACCUGUAGAUAUCUCUCAACUCUCAACUCAAAGAAGUGUGCAUCUGGGCCUAGAAAUUAAUGAGUUAUUAAAAUAAAACGAAGGUGUACUCCCAUGAGCUAGUUCUGAGCCCAAGCCAUAACCAGGCCAAUCAGACUCUGUGCAUGAAACUGGGUAAGGCCGUAGCCCGUAAGGAUGUUUUCUGGUGAGUCAACGUUGGGCCUUGAGAGGCUCCAAGCCACUGUUGUAAGGUUCAACAGUAGUGCUGUUUUGCGUUUAUUUCUUGUAUCCUGUUCUUAUCAAUCGUAUUGGAACUGUUUUUUUUUU